AUGUCCGCCAAGGAGUCUGGCUACAUAAAAAAGACGCAAGCUAGGAACAAGUUUCAGGAUCUCGUGCCGCCCAGACCAGCGGUGUCCGAAAAGGCCAUGAUGUACAGGGAAAGGUCAAGGCAAAAGAAUGCCACAAUACUCGAGGAAAAGGCUCGGUGGACGGAGAUCGACCGUGCACGUGAAGCGCGGCUGGCUAGGAAAAGAUCAGAAACGGAGCAGGCAGAGAGAAAUAAGGAUGCGCUAUUCUAUGGUGUCGCAAGGCUUGCAGACAAGCGAAUGGCCCCUCCAGACGGAGACAAUGCGGGGCAUACCUCUCCAGCAGAUGAUGCGGAAGACGCGACAAGUAUCGAAGGCAGCUCCAAAGCUACGCAUGACCUCUUUGGAAAUGACGGACGUUCCAACUCUGACUCCAAAGCGCCUGGCACUCUUGUUGGACGCCCACAGCCCAGAUUCCAAUUUGGCGUUCGGAGCGCAGGCAAGACGCCGCUUCCCGAAGAAAGUAAGGCUGAGGUGCACGCCAAGUCGUUGCGAGAUAGCGAGGCCAAAUCGAGCAUCGAAAGACUCAAGAAGCGCAUCAGGGCCAUGCUGUUCGAGACGCCGAGCGUGGGGGCUGCCAGUGUGGAUGCUCGACCGGGAGAUGUGGUGGAGUGGAGGAAGGGCGAGAGCGGGUCGCCGGAGCUGUGUGCCAUCUUGCCAAUGCCAGAGGCGACGGGUGAUGAGGACUAUCGUAGCACCGGCGAAAGGUCUCGAGGAGACACCCUUAUCGCGAGAAACAACAAGGCGUUGUUGACGUCGAAAGGUUCAGUCUACCUGGCAUCCUCGUCAGAACUCAUGUUCAGAAUUCCAGACUUCUUCAACCGUGAUUUGGCAGCCAGAGCGACGCCCACCGAGGCGAAGUACUUUACGAAUGACUCUGUAGAUGCUCCGGCGGCACAGACAUUUGACGACCAUCUGCGCAUCCUCAAAGAGCAAGGCAAUGCUGUUUCGUUCGAAACAGAUCUGCAGGGCUCAGAAGCAGCAGCAACAUCGACAACAGACCGGGCCAAGCAUCCCAUCAAUCCGUUUGAGGAGCCGUUCGACGAAGACCGAUUCAGUGCCAGAAAUCGAAUCACUAGAGAUCUCAGAGUUUUUGCCCAUAUUUUAGAGGAAGAGAAGAAGAGGCUCGCGCCAGUCGUCGCCCGACGUUGCCUUUCAGAUCCUGAUGCCCUGCGCGAGGAAGGCGGGACAUUCUCAGCCGAAGAGGUCGCUUCGGACAUAGAUGAGGCCCUCUAUGCGAUCGCCUCGUCGAAUGCUCCCAAGAUCAAUAGAGUCAUCACCAAGCCGCUUUCCAGGGUGCGAAUGAGAAGAGCGCUUCAGGCGCAGGCUGAGGCUGGGAAGAAUCCAUACGUUCUGGAAAAGAAGCAGGAGUUGGAGGUUGAAGAUCCGGGCUUGAGGGCCAUCACCGUCUUAGCAGUUCAUCAGCUCCUUUUCCAGCAUACACACGCUUUCUUGCCCGAUACCUUUGCGUAUCUGCAGACCCUGCUGUAUGCCGGUCGGUUACCUGAAGAGCGCACCUCGAUGGAGCUCGUCAAGAGCUGGGUGCGCUCCCCGCCUGGCUCAGCUGGUCGGAGCAUUAUCGAAACCUUUUGCUCCAAAGCCAAGAAGGUCUUGGAUUGGAGAAGCAAGCGGAAUGUGUCCUUUGAAGAGGGCGCACCCCGCGCCGUCACACUGCAAAAUCGCGAUGGGCCGGGAGUGGAAUGGAACAAGGAUGACGCGACGAUAAUCACCUUCCUCAAGACCAUGCUUGGCACGCGGCGCACGAGUGCUCUCCAAGGCAACGACUACGCCGCACUUGCGUCGCAGAUUGUGAAGGGAUGUGGUCUGGACUUUGCAGUCAGACCCACGCUUCAGGGUGAACCAUCUGAAGUGCCGCCUUUCCUCGAAGGAAGGGGCAGCGAUGUGAUCGAUAGCUCGACUGACUUGCAACACGCCGUCACGCACCACCUCUUGAUUCGACUCGGAGCUCUGGCACCUUGGCAGACUACGUUGGAUCUCGAUCCUUACUACAAGACGUUGUUUGCUGCAGACAAGUCCACCGCAGCUUCGACCAAGGUGCGGCUCACGGCUGCGGAAGCGGAGACUCAGAGACACGACUUUGGCCAGCUGGAAGUGUUCGUCAUCGAUGAUGCGAUGGCUUUCGAGCUAGAUGACGGUGUUUCGAUCGAGAAAGUACCCGAAUCACCAGGAACCCACUGGAUGCAUGUACAUGUAGCCGACCCAACGGCUCUUCUAGAUUCGAGCGAUCCAGUCGCUCUUGAAGCCAAGCGAAGACAUGAAAGCACGUACCUGUCCGGUCAGCAGAUCUCCAUGCUGCCUCACUCUUUCACCAUAGCCAGCCAUCUUGGCUCAGCAGGCUUGGAAGAGACAGAGGCUAAGAGGAGGCAGGAUGAAGGUCUCAGAGUGUUGAGUUACAGCGCCAAAGUCGACGAGAGGGGCAGAGUGCACGACUACAAAGUGAGACCAUCUUUGAUCAAGAACGUCAAGGUGACUACGUACGAAGAAAUUGGUAGGAUACUAGGAGGAAGAGAAGGCGCUUCUUCUCCAAGCCUUGCAGGGCACGCAGAGACGGUGCGACAGCUGCACAAAGUGACUCAGUCGUUGAUGCUGCGCCGAGUCGAGGAUGGCGCCUUUUUCGCUUCGAGAACGAACGUCGAAGUCAAGGUGGAGCCUAUGCCCUUGCCGCUGCACUCCUCGACAGACGCUGCUUCAACGCUCAACGUCUACGAAGGCUUCCCAUCGAUUGAUCUCAAGAUGCAUUCUGCAGCUUCGCGAGAGUCGAACCAUUUUACUGGCAUAGCUCAAGAGAUGGUGGCCGAAGCGAUGAUACUGGCCGGCAGGGUAGCAGGUACUGUAGCCUCUGAUCUGAAUGUGCCAGUCAUCUAUCGAGGACAAAGCUCUCCCUCCGCAGCCGACGUGUCGCGCAUCUUGCGCAGGAGGGACGAAAUGGGAAGGAUCAAUCAAGUGGAUUUCUUGACUAGCGAUAUUCGGGUCAGCACGGGGUACGCAUCCACCAUUCCCGUGCCUCACUUUGCCCUUGGCAUCACGGCCGACGGUACGAAGGGAGUGAGAGAUGCACUCACCAAAGGAGGCUACUCUAGAGGUACCUCUCCACUUCGUAGGUAUGUCGAUCUGAUCACGCACUGGCAGAUCAAGUCUGCGCUUCGAGGUGCCAAACCGAGGUGGAACGUGGAAGAGCUGCAAGGCGAAUUGCCCAGGUUCAAAUUCAUGGAACAAAGAAUGUCGGCGAACGAAAGGAGCAUCAAUCAAUUUUGGGCGUGCAUGAAGCUGCACCGCAUAUUGCAAAAGAGACGCAGAGGGGCUGAAUUGUCAGAGGUAGAAGCUGCACUAUUGAAACCUCAGCCGGCAGUGGUCUCUUUGGCCGAUCUGAGAUUCAGUAGGGUCAGACAUGACGCUCGAAUCAGGGUGCAGUUGACCGAUCUUGGAUUGCCUGCCGAGAUGCUUUGGGAUAGGACCACGCCGCCCUUACCCAUCGGCACCGUGCUGGACGUGCAGGUGCACGAAAUCUUCUACACCGGCGCCAUCAUCACUCUUAUCGUCAAGCCUGCGCAAGUCUGA
Ceraceosorus bombacis is the source of this 3615-nucleotide messenger RNA. The record is from the annotation of a GenBank genome assembly. NCBI's taxonomy places the organism in Eukaryota, Fungi, Basidiomycota, Exobasidiomycetes, Ceraceosorales, Ceraceosoraceae.